UUCACAAUGGUAUUUGGAAUGCUUAUUUGUUGACGAUCAGCUGAUUAAGACUUUUUAUUGCACUUGUGGAAUAAAAAAAAAUAUAUAUCUCACACUGGUAUUUUGGUGAAAUCAAAAUUUUUCUAGAAAAUUUAAUCAAUAUGCUUAAAGCGUUAAACAGAUCUCAAACGUUCGUACAGUUGAUUGAUAAAAAGUGUGCUGAAAUAUUUUUUCGCAAAGAGAAUUGUUUUACAAUAAUAUGCACACAUUGCGAAUUAAAAACUUUCAGUUUCGAGGAGUAUUUACUGCAUUUCAAAAAUGUGCAUCUUGCAACAAACAAUUCAUUACAAAGUAAUACAAAUAUUGAAACAGUGGAAAUAAAAAUCGAAGACGGCAAAGACUUCGAAGCAAUUUCGGAUAACGAGUUUAAUACUCUUACAGAAUUACAGGAAGUGCCUUUUUCUAAUUCAACCAAUUUAUCCUCCCCUUUUGUUGUCAAUGACAAAAUAACCUCUGAUGACUUAGAUGAGCAUAAUGAAUGGCUAAAUGAUGAAGAAACAGUUAAAAGUGAUGAAGAACUAAGCAAUCAGGGUUCUGAAUAUAUACCAAGGAUACUCAAACCUGAGCCAAAAAAGAGUUUAACAACAGCGGAAUUCAUAUGCAAGGAAUGUUCUAAAAGUUAUAAAUUCGCAAAAAACUUAGAACGUCAUAUAAAAAAAUGUCAUAGUGAAGAAUUACAAUAUACAUGUGUACGUUGUAAACAGAAUUUUAAGGAUGAGCGAUUACUAAACGCACACCUGCGAAAAAAACAUUCCGGAUUUCCAUGUGGAGAAUGCGAGAAGGUAUAUUCUAGUAAAGAAGCAUUAAAUAUUCACCAAUACAAGCACACUGGUGUGCGAGGAUUCCAUUGUAGUAUAGAUGGCUGUGGCAAAUCUUUUUUUAAUCCAAAGCAGCUAUCGAUGCACACACGUUAUGUCCAUCGGCUUGAAAAAAAUUUUGUAUGUGAAGUAUGUGGAUUUCGCACAAAAGGUCAACCUGCUCUAAUUGUGCACAAGCGUUCACACACUGGAGAAAGGCCAUUCGUUUGUAAAUUGUGCGGCAAGGCAUUUGCUUCUAAAUCGCUUUUAUGUGAGCAUGAACCAUCACAUUCAAAUGAGCGACCACAUGUGUGCGAUGUCUGUGGACGAACGUUUGCGCGACCAAAAGCACUGUAUCAUCAUAAACAUCUUCAUUUGGGCAUAAAGAAAUUUGUGUGUAAACUCUGUGGCCGUGCCUUUGCACAAAUGGCUGGGCUUGCUGGUCACAUGCGGCAACAUAAAGCGGAUAACUGUUGGAGAUUGCACGCAAAAAUGCUUAAAAUCGUUAAUGCUGCAAAUAAAUUCGGUUAUAAUCAGUCAAAGUCUAAAUGUGCCGAAAUUCAUUAUCAAUCUUCAACAUUUUCGAUUUUAUGCAUUUUCUGUGGUUUGAAAACGCUUGCGUUUUCUGAAUUCUGUGAACAUUUUAAAAAACAUUGUGAAGAAUUCACGAACGAAUUGUCUGACACAGAAGUAUUGACUAUUAAUAUUGAAAGUAACAGUACGACAAAUUCCAAUUGCAAGCACGAUCCAUUGAAAUUAGAAGCCGCAGAUAUCACAAAUGAUUCGGAUGUGGGAUUAAACAUUCUUGGAACAGCCAAUCAAGGUGCAAUAAAUAAAAUACAAAAUAAAAACGAUGAAAGUCUUACUGUUAGUCAGUUGUUUCGGCACAAACCAGUAUUUGUGGGAUUACAAUAUGAUAAGAAUAUUGUGAAAAACAAAAUAAAAGAGGAAGAUACCGGCGUGAACACGAAAUCUACUAAAACAAAUUUGGUACAUUGUUCAACUUAUAAAAGGACUUCAGAUCAUGAACACCCCAGUGAAAGCGAAAGUGAUCAUACAGAUUUAAACCACACAGAAAGUAAGGUAAAUGAAAGUAUUGAUUGGACGAAAUCCUACCAACCAAAUUUGUUAAAAAAUAGUGGCAAACGUCCUUACAAAGCACGUAAUACGCCAAAUAUGUGCACAUAUUGUGGUAAAACAUUUCGACGCCGUCUGCAACUGGAUACGCAUUUAAAUAUACACACUGGUUCCAAACCACACCAAUGUGAGAUUUGCGGACGUCAAUUUCGUGCAGUGACAACAUUAGCUCGCCAUCGCAAUACCCACCAAAAUCGCUCCGAUUUCUGCUGUAAGUUUUGUUCGAAGUCUUUUUCCCGGCGCGCAGCAAUGUUAAGCCACGAAUUGCGGCACACACAAGAGCGACGCAUACCAUGCAACGAGUGUGAAAAGCUAUUCUACACGGUUAAUCAAAUGGAUACACAUAAACGAAAAGUUCAUCAUAUGACGGAUGAUGCAUCCUUACCAUUUCAAUGUAAUUUGUGCACAAAUCGCUAUCGCAGUGCCUCUAUGUUAAGUACACAUAAGUUGAAAAAACACUAUAAAACAGCAAAAAUAUUUUGUGAGCAAUGUGACAAAAAGUUCAUUGAUGAAGCUCAAUUAGAGGUUCAUAAAACUAUACACAAACCAACUCUUAAACAUAAUUCUUAACAAAUUGAUACAUUUAGUAAAUAAUAUCAAUUCUUUUAAUUCCUUUGUAUUUUUGUCGUUGAAAUAUCAUCACUCAUCAAAUAUCUUUCUAUUGAUUGACCUAUGAUUUGAAAAUGUUUACAUUUUAUUAAUAAUUAAAAAUUGUAUGAAAUUCGGGAGUUUUAAUAG
This is a messenger RNA of Bactrocera dorsalis (oriental fruit fly), 2711 nucleotides long. Its product is annotated as zinc finger protein 595. Lineage: Eukaryota; Metazoa; Arthropoda; Insecta; Diptera; Tephritidae. Gene Ontology annotation, biological process: regulation of DNA-templated transcription. The coding region runs from base 141 to 2543 and encodes 800 amino acids. Gene Ontology annotation, molecular function: DNA-binding transcription factor activity, RNA polymerase II-specific; RNA polymerase II cis-regulatory region sequence-specific DNA binding. The transcript is spliced from 4 exons. The record is from RefSeq and is a predicted model, not a curated record.